AUGGAGUCCGAAACCACCUCAACAAAGCCUGUCGAGGCAACAGCUGCGCUGGUGGACAGCUCGGGCGAGCCUCCGUUGAAAAAGGCAAAACUGGAGCAGUCUGCAAAGAGCGAUACUCCCGGUCGAAUCAAGGGUAUUGCCCAGGUUAAAGCCGAAUAUCUGAUUGCCUCCGCCCCGCGACGACAGGCCGAUGACGAAAAUCCGGACAACCUUGCUGAGGCGGAAGGUCAAGGUGAGGGGGAAGCAAACGGCAAGAAGAAAAAGAAGGACAACAAGAACAAAGGUCAGAAUACCGCACGCAAGUUUGCCAGGUCAAAGGAUGCAAAGGGCCUGUGUGGGACGAGAGCUCUGCGGCCCGAGUUCUCGCCGGACGAGUGUCACUUUGGCGAGAAGUGUAAGUUCGAACACGACUUGCGGCUGUACCUCAAGGAACACAAGCGUGAUGACCUUACAACCCUGGGCGGCCUGUGUCCUGUGUGGGAUGCCAAGGGCCAGUGCUUUGCCGGGUGGAAAUGUCGCUUUGUGGGCUCGCAUAUGGCAGAGCGUGAGACGGACGAUGGACGCAAAGAGCUGGUUCUGGUCGAGGAUGAGGACCGCAAGAGAAAGGCUCGGCCUCUGGUUGCCCAUGCGACUGAAGAGGGUAUUGCCAAUAACGUCCCCAUAGAAGUGAAAUCGGCUCUAUCGAAGAAGAAGGUUCCAAUGCCCCGCUCGGAUGCCAUCUUGACCUGGCUGAACAAGACAUCCAAAGAGCUGGAGAACAGUAUCCAUGGCCGCGCCAUGGACGAUGUCGACCUCACCCCCGAAGACCGGCUGAAUCUAGACAGAGAGCGCGUGGAAGAGAACCGGGCUCAGUUCACGGAGCCGCCGUUUCUACCCUCGGAGAAGAGACGGAUUUACUUUGGACCAGAGACCCCGGCCCUCGCGCCUCUCACCACCCAGGGUAAUCUCCCCUUUCGACGCCUCUGUACAGAGCUGGGCGCCCAGUUCACCUAUUCGGAGAUGGCCAUGAGCAUGCCCCUGCUCAAUGGAUCCAAGUCUGAAUGGGCCCUUCUGCGAGCACAUGAGUCUGAGAUGACGCCGCCGACGGUCAACAGCUCCCGGGACGACAUUGUCCAGGGCUAUGACAACUCCAAGGACCUCAAGUUCGGCGCCCAGAUUGCGGCGAACAAGCCCUUCCAGGCCCUCAAGGUGACAGAGGCGCUGUCGGCCUACUGCCCGAGCCUUCGUGUCAUCGACCUGAACUGCGGUUGCCCCAUCGAUCUGGUUUACCGCGAGGGAGCCGGUUCUGCACUGCUCGACCACGCAUCGAAGCUGGAGAAGAUCUUGCGCGGCAUGAACUCGGUUUCCAAGGAGAUCCCCAUCACGGUGAAGAUUCGUAUGGGGACAAAGGAUAACUCGCCCAAUGCCCAGAAGCUGGUAGAACGUUUCAUCCUCGGAGGGUACGAGGCCAACGUGCUGCAAGCGGGCCCGCCGGGUGUCGCAGCCAUCACCCUCCAUGGCCGCAGUCGCCAGCAGCGGUACACCCGCCAGGCCGAUUGGGAGUACAUCUCCGAGACGGCCGCCCUCAUCAAGAGGCUCAACGAAAAGGCGAACACCGUGGCCGACACGAUCCGCGAGCCGGACGAGCGCUAUCUGCCCAACGGGGGCCGUGUCUACUUCCUCGGCAACGGCGACUGCUACUCGCACGAAGAGUACAACGAUCACAUCCAGCACGCCGGCGUCGACACCGUCAUGCUGGCCCGUGGCGCGCUGAUCAAACCGUGGCUGUUCGAAGAGAUCCAGGCGGGCCAGUACCUCGACAAGUCCGCUUCCGAGCGGCUGACCCUCGUCGAGAAAUUCACCAAGUACGGCUUGGAGACCUGGGGCUCGGACGAGCACGGCAUCGGCACCACCCGGCGCUUCCUCCUCGAAUGGCUGAAUUUCACACACCGCUACGUCCCCGUCGGCCUGCUCGAAUACCUGCCGCCCAACCUCAACGAUCGUCCCCCUGCUUGGCGCGGCCGCAACGAACUGGAAACUCUCAUGGCCAGCGACAACUACAAGGACUGGAUCAAGAUCACAGAAAUGUUCCUUGGCCCGGUCCAGGAAGGCUUCAAGUUCGAGCCCAAGCAUAAAUCCAAUUCCUACGAGGCAGAGGGUUGAGUAGUAAGACGAUACUAGUAAAUAUUCCAC
This is a messenger RNA of Penicilliopsis zonata CBS 506.65, 2172 nucleotides long. RefSeq lists its product as hypothetical. The coding region runs from base 1 to 2142 and encodes 713 amino acids. Gene Ontology annotation, biological process: tRNA processing. The record is from RefSeq and is a predicted model, not a curated record. Gene Ontology annotation, molecular function: RNA binding; tRNA dihydrouridine synthase activity; flavin adenine dinucleotide binding. The transcript is spliced from 3 exons. Lineage: Eukaryota; Fungi; Ascomycota; Eurotiomycetes; Eurotiales; Aspergillaceae.